Messenger RNA from Dendroctonus ponderosae (mountain pine beetle), 672 nucleotides. RefSeq lists its product as uncharacterized. The record is from RefSeq and is a predicted model, not a curated record. Lineage: Eukaryota; Metazoa; Arthropoda; Insecta; Coleoptera; Curculionidae. Bases 46 to 483 code for a protein of 145 amino acids. The transcript has 3 exons.
UCACAUAACCUAUCUAUGAUGUAAUUUGCUAAACUAAACAAUAACAUGAGUGGAAGACUAUUAAAGUUUUUUAAUAGUGGAAGAAAAGCAAAUUUUCCAACAUCUUCGGAGGUUUUAAGCUGCUAUUUGCGACAGUGCAACGAGCCCCCCUGGACGUCCUAUUUUAUAAAAUACAGCAGCAUAAGGGAUGAUCAAUGGGGAAGAUCGCAUUUUAACUGGCAAGUUGGCAAGUCGAAUUAUCAUAUUUUGCGCACUGGCUGCUACCCGUUCAUUAAGUACCACUGCACAAAGAGAAAACUGGAAGAUCUCACCUUUGAAGACUCUUUUUACAGGGUAAUCAAAGUUAUCAAUUUAGGUUUGCCCUGCUUGGCGUAUGGAAUAGCCGCAAUAUACUUAAUAAAGCAUCAAGAAGCCGUAGCAACUAAUAAAGGAAUAGUGACGAUCUAUUUCCUAUAUCCUGAAGACAAAGGCGCGUUAUAUUAAAAUAUAAGAUUUCGCUUUUCUUGACUGCUUUUCCAUCAAAAGAGGAGAGAGAAGUACUGAUACAAUUGGCUACCUUUCCAUGAGAUAAAAAAGGACGCGACUGUCUUUCUGCAACAAAGUGUUUGCAUACGAGUCCGAGUAAUUUAUUUGCUUUGAAAUAUACGCCCACAAAGAUAUUCUCUAUGAAAA